AUGCCGAUUCGAAGAUCCAUCCCACCGGCUGACCAACGGCGUACCAGUCGGAGCCUCGUCACAACGGUGCCGACGCGGUAUUCCAUCCGAAGUACCGUCCAGCGGAGUCCGCAAUACCCUGUGCACGCGGCACAACGCGCACCGAGAGUAACUGCCCUCACCUGGUUUAGCCCGCCGGUCGAGGCGGUUGCCCGGGGUGUGGCCGCUGAGCAGAGCCCAGCUACGUGGAACCACAGGUUAGAGUUUGGUGCCAACAAAUGGACGCUAGGCGUAGUCUCCCCUGCAAGCAAGUGAGCGACCACUACGACCAUCACCUGGACCCACCGCUGGACACCUCUACACCCCAAACACACACACAAACACACACACACACUCCCCCUCUUUCUUAGUCAUCGUCGGAGUUCCCAAGAAUUAACAAAGUUUCGUACGUUGCAACUCUGCUCGCGCUUGCCUUCUGCAUACACCGUCGAGAAUCGACGUGAUGACAAAUGUCUCUUGCAAUUUAGCAGUCCCAUGAGGUGCAAACAAAACCAGUCAAAUUAUCACGAGUGCCAGUUGGCAUAAUUAUCUCUAUGGACUCCUAUCGACUCUUUUACGCACAAGGUCGUUGAAAACAUAGCAAAUAUUAUAGUUAUGGAGUUUCACGCCACGUCUGACCUACAAGGCACUGGAAUAUGGGCUCAGAGGGUUACAGCUGGCCUUGGGCUAAAUUCCGGGGUUGGAGGGAGGGUUGUUAGGGUAAGUGUUAGAGCUAAGGUUAAGGUUAAAGUUAGAACCCUCUUUAUUUGGCGCCAACACACCUGUAGCAUGGGGACUCCUUAUUCCUGCGUCUAGCUGUAUUAAGUAAUAGUCCUGAAUAAGACAGCAUUAUCAAGUUCGUUGGAAAACUGGGGAGCAAAUUCGAUGCCUCAUUUGGACAAAUUUAGUCGACGUUUGGUCCGGCAGCCCCACUUGAGUAAUAUCAUACGGGCAGCUUUUUAAAAAAAAUGUUGGUAGAUGCAAAUAUACUGACUUUACAAAAUAUCACGUAUUUGCAUCUUCCUCACCAUUUUAAUCCAGCGAGUGACUGUGCCACAGGGGAGGAGUCCUUAUACACCAGCCUCGGGUACUUCAGCUAUCAGUUCACACACGCUUCCCUCCUCGUGGUUCGAGCCCUGUGGCGCUCUCUUUAUUAUCCUAAUCCAGCCAGUGACCAAGUAGCUUGCUAAUGGAAUUGUUACGACGGUGUGGAAUGCCGUCGAUCCCACCUCAGUGGCCAUGCACUGCGAAUUACCACGCAGUUCCCUCCGUGGUCUUCCUGUUGUGAUUACGCCCUCUUUUUUCUCUACAUCCAGCGAGUGGCUGUGUCUGGGGGGGGGGAGUGUGUGUAUAAUCCUACCUUUACUCGCUUCCCUACGUGUACUUCGGGCUCUGCUUGGACUCUCUUUGCCCUUCUUAUCUAGCAAGUGGUUAAGUUAUGUAUGUUAACUAAAGUUGUUUUAGUAAGCUAAACAUAUGGUAGCCAUCAAGUGGGGCUGCAGAACCAAACCUCGCCAAAAUGUAAAUCCAUGUUCUAAACUAACACAGUUUUCAGAAUGUCACAUCGCGCGCAAAUGACUUUCGCUGUCCAAACCAUCACCUUCAAUUAGGCUUCCACACGCUAAAUUUAUUUAUAUUGGCAAUGAUGGCAGAUAAUUUGAGAAAGGGGGCUAGGGCUUGUUGGAACAGAUUUACCGAACUGCUGACUUUUCGCAGAAGUUGGUGGGCGUUAAAAUGCACAAAAUCCAACAGAAGUGCAACUGGUGUGCCAAGCUAGUCGGCCUUGAGCUGGUCGACCUUCGCUUCUGUCCUUGACUCGGCCUAUUGGUGGAUGAUUGGUGGGUUUGAGAUCGGCAUGCGCCAUUACUCAUCACCUCCAUGGAGAGUGGUUGAGCCUCUGCGGGGGUUGUUCGGUCUGGUGGCUCUUUGUGACUUCAUCGCGGGGGCAGCGUCUGUGCGUGUUUCCUUAAGUUCCGUGUGAUCGUGCCUCCGUGUGCGUGACGGCAUGUAACAUUAUUAGUUUCAUGUAGGUCUAGAUGCCUGUUGAUUAACCUGACAUCUGAACACCACGACCCUAGUAUUAGUUUUUCUGUCCCUGAAGUACCCCGGUCAAAGUUGGUCGCUCUCUGAAGGUCAAAAGUAUGGUUAACUCCUCCAAUGUGCUGUGCUAGUUGAGAGUUCCUGUCUAGCUUCCAAGUUGCCAAUUUGUGGUCACGCAGGUGGGUCUGCAAUUUUCGUUCGAUUCCCCCAACGCAGUUGCAGUCCCCAUCAUUGCAACUUACAGUACGUGACCUACCCCAUGAAAUCUGAUAACGGAACCCGAUGCAAGAAUUUCUGGACGUCUUUAACAUUGCGAUUUUUGUUCGCUCAUCCCCAUCGGUGAAAUCAAGCAAAAUAAAGUUCCUCUUGUUGAACCCCAUCUCAUUUAACUGAAAAGAGUCAGGGAUAACACGAAACACUGGAAAACUGUUUUGGAAUACACACUCAGAAUGUAGGCAGUUGACAAACCGUCAUAUAUGAAAUCACACUAAUUAUUAAACGAUAUUCAGAUGUAAACUUUACUGAAACACUAUAAUUGGACGUUAUUUGUAGUUUCAUAUUUAAUACGUUUUUGGUAUGCGAAUGCGUUCUUUACAUCUAAAAACGAAGUUUACUAAAUUACAGCCAUUUCUGACGUUUUCGGGGUAUUGCGCUUUUCUAAAAAAUCGGCAUUUCUAAGCCACGCAACACUGCCUGUAAUGGUAGCGGGCGUUCACCGAUCGUUCUUACGGAACUCACUCGUUCCGUUGUGCCUUACGGGCUCUCCCUCGAGCCCAACCAGCAGCCGCACAGCGGCGUCCGAUAUAGGCAGAAUGGUAUUACCAACAAAGACAAGGGAGACUGAAAUGGCCAUUUCUGGCUUAUUAGCCGUCGUCAGCCAGUCAUGCCUAACCCCGAAGUGUGAAACACCAAAAGUAAUACCACUCACGGAACUCACUCGUUCCGUAAGGCACAACGGAACGAGUGAGCUCCGUAAGAACGAUCGGUGAGCGUCCCCUACCAUUGUAUAUUCCCGAUCGAAACCGACAGGGCAACGCGCUCGUGGCCCAGUGGUUAGAGGAGUGGACUUCUAACUAACAGAUCGCUAGUUCGAGCCUCGGGUGUUCCACACUUGGGGGUUGGGUAUGACUGGCUGACGACGGCUAAUAAGCCAGACGUGGCCAUUCCAGUCUCCCUUGUCUUUGUUGGUAAUACCAUUCUACUGCCUUUAAUAUUUCCCUAAUGUUUUUAAUUCUUUUAAACGUGUACUUAAUUAACAUAGACGUUGGACUCAUGAAAUGGUGUCGGUUUGUGAGUGAUUGGCAACCAUUCGUAAAUUUCUACACCGUUCAUGAGGUUCCGGUGAGUGGAAGCAUAGCCCUUAUGUUGCAUCAAACGACGAAGGAUGUCUGUCUGGAGUCGAUGGGCUUUGCCGACCAUGGCGGACUGUAGCAGUCGGAAUCAUUGGCUCCCUUCUAACUCACGUUCACAGACAAAUCUGGGAGCUUAAAUGCAGCUUUGCAGUCAUUACUGGAAUUCCCAAGGAUUAACAAGGUUUCGUAAUUUUUAACUCCGCUCACGUUUACUUCCUGCAUAAGCAGUCGAGAAGCGACAUGCAGUGAGCGAUGACAAAUGUCUCCUGUAAGUUAACGGGCUCAUGAGGUGUAAACAAGACCAGUUAAAUUAACAUGAAUGUCAGUUGACAUAAUUAUCUAAAUGAACCCUGGUCGAAAGCUGUUAUGCGUAUUGUCGCCGAAAACAUAGAAAAAUGUCAUGCUUGUCAUGCAAGCCGAGUAGGACGCGCCGUGUCGUGUAGCCAAGAUUGAAGACGUCUUUGCCAAUGCGUGACUGUGCAGAUCUAGAGGGUUCGAUGAGAGCUAUCUUCUGCAUCCAAUUAGCAAAACUUAUGAGAUUUAUGCUCAAAGGAACUGACGAAACGGCAGUCAUCCGGAGAAUUAAUCUGAGCUGACACCUGUCCACUUGGGUCAAAUUGACAAAGUUUUGCCACAACUUCUUCGAGUAGUAUAACAUUCGAAGAGUAUUCUGACGGUCAUACCAUAUGGUUUCAAGCUGUCGAAAGUGCAUGAUAGCGGUACCAGAAACAGUGACAUUCUCACAGCGAGCUGUUGCGUCUGAAUCAGGCCCCAGAAACCGUAGCUGAUUGAUCUCCGACAUCUGCAUUAUGGACUGGAUAAGCUUAAAGUUGGAAUUUAAGGCUUUUUAAAGUUCCAAGACCAUCCGGCCUAUGAGCAUGACAAGAGAAUCGCCGAUAGGCUGAGUGGCAUAAUUCGACUGUACGGCUUUGAAUGCUAACAUCUGUAAAUUUUGGAUAACUGCCUGAGCACUGAGUCCGGAAUUAGGCGCGCCCAACGGAGUGACUUCAACUUACACAUCAUUCUCUGAUGAGUCUUACUACAGAACUUCAGUUGAUGAGUAAGCUGGGCAUGGGAUCGCCAAUCUGUGAUCGCCCCAGACUUCCCUCUGGGCAGUUCGGGGUCGUACGCGUGGACAGUGGAAAGUCGAGUACCGGAGUACUCAAUUUCGCCCUACAUUUUGACCUUCCAUAGUAGGACAAAUGGGGCUGCGCAACAAAGUAUGGAAAAAAUGGGAAUGUUGUGUCUGUCUGGCGUUCCAAAUAGCGGCAUCCUUAUCCAAUCCGCACUGAUCGGUACAUCCUUUGCGCUGGUCGCCCGCUCCGGCGAGUCUGAGUCUUGUUCGGCCAAUGCUGCCUGUGCGGGGGGGCGAGGGGGAGGGCAGAGCGCCCGUGCGUCUCCGUGUGACCCCGCUCUAUUCUAGUUGCUGGUGUGUUGGCUACCCUCCCCACCGACUUCGAUGCUGCAUGCGUAGCGGAUACCGCCGGUCGCGAUAUCUUGUGAAUCCCUGGUACAUCCUUGAUCUUGCCAUUUUCUAGGAUCUGGCGCCUCGCCUUUAGACGGUAGUUCACGCCGUUUCAAUCGCAGGUAGCGUUAACUGUGGGGACGUAGUGGCUUCCCGCGGAUGCGGAUUACCAUUCAAGCAAGCACCCCCCCCCCCGAAACAGGUAGACGAUGGGAUACCGUAUAGACGCAUGACUGCGGAGGAUAUUGGUCAGCCGAACUACAGGUCUGAUGGAAAGCUUGAACCCUCCAUCUCAGGAAACCAGCUGUGGAGAUGCGUACACAGGUCGCUAAAAUUGAACGAUCAAUGCUGCUGAUUGGAAAGUGAGACCGCCAGUGUACUGCCCCCCCUCCCCUUUCCGAAACGAACAUUCCUUCCUCUUCUGAGUUUUGUUCUUCUCUGAGGGGCUCUUGUUACAACUAGUCAAGUAGUUGCCCCUGGUGGAUAUGAUUGCUCUGGUUGAUAUCUGGGCCGCUCGGACGCACCGCUUCCCCAAGGACAGACGGCCUCGUAAAAUCUGUCCCCUAAUGAGCGAUUUCAAUAUGCUCACUUCGGAUCUUACAGUUCUUGUUCCACUCACAACCUGGUAGUUUUCUGAUCGGUUAGAUUACCUGGAUGUGCCGAAUUGAUGUGAAAUAAUGAGUUGGUAUCAGGAGUCUCCCAUGACUUCGUUCCCACUCACCCAACUCCCCAGGUGACUCGCUCAGUUGCAAAGCGCCACGGUAUCAGUCGCACAACUACCGUCCGUAAGGUCAUCAUAUGCGAUCAUGCGAUGGCUCCCCUAUUUCCACAAAUCAUCCAAAGCCUACGCACCCCUCUGAACCCUCAUUUUAUUGAGCGACACAUCUUAAGUCAACUUAUAGGACUGUUCGAAGAAAUGACUUAUUAUUUAGAGGCGAGCAUUAACCAAGAGUUGGAGGAAGACUGGAAACGACGCCUGAAACUCGGACGUUAUUGUGUAGCUUUCAUUAAAUUACGGACAUUCGUGCGUGGUCUUGAACAACCCCAGGGUCUAACGCAUCAGAAUUCAUCCGCAAGUAUAUCUCAGUCAUUUGGUAGCCGUUCUAUCACAAUAACAUGUCCCAAUCAUUGAAGACCUACUUUGAAAGAACUGGCGCUUCGAAGUAACUUCCGGGAGAGAUUUCAUGUUCUCCGUUUUUUUUUGUGGACGGCGAAUGUUGGAAAUGUACUUUCAUACUUUCAUAGGUGUUAUUUCACAUAUGUACAGCUUAAUGCAAAUGGAACAAAAUUCAACAAAAUGAGGAGGUAUUCGACACUUUUAGAAAGGAAUCGUCUCAGGAGAUAGACGAAGUACGGGAGAACUGACGGGCAGUCUGCUAAUUCACUGCACGUCUACGAAGUUAGAAGUUCAACUCGCAUACCCAGGAGGAGGAAGUAAUUUUAAACUACUCGUACAUUUAUCAUUGAAAUGCUUGUGGUGAUCGCCAUGGCCAUCGCGAAGGACAUUCCGAUCACAGCCAACAGAGGACAGUAGGUUGAAUCCAACUUGGAGAAAUAAUAUGCGAUUGCAGCCAGACCGAAGAUGGCGCCAAGCCAGGUCAGCCCCAGAGAGACUGGCAUGAUCCAGGACCUGGGGGUUACGCAGUCAACAAUGACAGUUGCGAGGACGACGAGAUUGAUCAGGAUGGCGCAAACAAGGAGCACUCCCACAGUCUGAUAGUGCUUCUUCCGUGCUACAGUCAGGCAGGAGUUUAGCACGGAGCCACAGCGCCAGUUUUCCAGUCCUACUGCGAGAAUGAGGAAAAGGAGGGAGAGCACGAGGCCAACAGCGAGGUUAAUUUUGGUUUUAUCCAUUCUUCUAGUGUUCUCUGCCCGUUUGUGUGCUGAAAACCGAUAUGAAGAUGGGAAAUAGGAAUGCUCGGAGAGGCAGCAACCCCGCGCCGCGCAGUUGCUGUGCCUACGGCAGCUCGUUAGACCUAUUGUUUAGGGCGCCCUUUAUAGUGCUACUCGUCUUGUCUAGUCGGCGCGUCCUGAUUGGUCACAUGCGCAAGACCUUAUUGACAGCAUCCUCCAAUCAAUUUGUGCUCGGACUCGCGCUCUCUCGCACACGCGCCUGAGCGUUGUUUUACAGGGAUCUUUGCCUGCCGGGGCGUGAGCACAUCGCACGCAUUCUCCUCAGGCAAGUCCAGCCAAAUUCGGCCGUACUGUGACCCGCUGUGACAUGACGGAAAACUUUUUGUCACGGCACAUUACGUCAUUGUUUAGAGUCUCCCCGUCCCUAGAUACUCCAGUUUAGAAAUUGUUACUGCGCCUGUUGACCCUAGUAUACCGUGCUAGCAGCAUAAGUACUAGUUAAAAGCCCAGACACGCGUGUUUCGCCGAUAUUCUGAUGCUGCAUGGCACAUCUGGAGGGAUUCGGCUCAUCAGGGGGUCCCCCAGCAUGUUUCCUGGUAUAUAUUCCAAUUUAGAAAUUGUUGCUUCGCUUAUAGACCUUAGUAUAAACUGAUUUACUCAAAGUUAGCAGUUAACUUCUGAGGAAAUUAAAGAGCAACAAUGCUUAGACUGAAGUAUCUACCAGAAAGCAGACUGGGAAUGCUGGGGGACUCACUGAUGAGCCGAACCCCUCUAAGCUGUACCAUGCGGCGGCAGAAUAUCAGCUAACGACGCGUUUCUGAGUUUUUAGCUAGUAUCUGUGCAACUAGUAUGGUAUCCUGCAGCCCAAUAAAUCCACAUUUUCAAAGGCCACCUGACGGAAUAUAUUUAGAAUCAAGAAGUUCAUUUUGUCUGCAUAGCGAUAGUUCGACCUUCGGUUCCGACGAUGUCCACCGUGUGCUCUAAUGCAGGGUGAGAGCAGGGACGGUGACUUGUGCGAAAAUGUAGUUUAUCGUGCUAGUAUACUUGCACAGCAUCUGCCACAUUCUCUCCUCCUCCCCCUCCUCCUCCUCCUCCCCCUCCCCCUCCUCCUCCUCCUUCUCCUCCCCACCUGGACCCGGUGUCAAGCCUGAGUCAAGCAGCCCAGAGGCGGGGGUGGGCGCAGGUGGAUGGCACGGCCAAGCCCGCUCCUUGGCGUUCCAUUUCACACCCCUUGGUCCACACAGCAAUGACCAAGUUUUCGACCAACAAUAA
Molecule: messenger RNA, 8001 nt
Organism: Spirometra erinaceieuropaei
Lineage: Eukaryota; Metazoa; Platyhelminthes; Cestoda; Diphyllobothriidea; Diphyllobothriidae
Source: the annotation of a GenBank genome assembly